Messenger RNA from Rhododendron vialii, 655 nucleotides. RefSeq lists its product as uncharacterized. The record is from RefSeq and is a predicted model, not a curated record. NCBI's taxonomy places the organism in Eukaryota, Viridiplantae, Streptophyta, Magnoliopsida, Ericales, Ericaceae. The coding region runs from base 313 to 489 and encodes 58 amino acids. The transcript has a single exon.
GCAAAUCCUUCUUCUUUACGGAAAGCUCCGUAAAGAAGUUUUUCUGCUUCGAGAAUCUUGAAACUGGACCUACCACUACCGUUGCCUUGGAAGUUGGAAGCCAUGUUGACCAAGUAAAAAACAGUUAUAUUAGUAGAUAUAGUUGGCUUCCAAAAAUAACUAACUCAACCUAAUCCCUCCAUCAAAUAACAGGCAAUGACUAACUUUAAGACUUGAGAUAAUAAGACCCUGAGAGGAAGCAAUCGACCAUUGAAUCAAAUUUCUUCUGUUCCUCUCUCUAAUUCUCUCCAGAGAAAGAAGAGAGGAGAAAAGAUGGAUAUAUUUGUCAAUUCCAAUGGCUUGUCCUGGGCAGAUCAAUGGGACCCUGAGCCUCUGCCACCUUUGUCCUCUGAAAAUGAUAAGAAAGAGAAGGAUGGCAAGAAGAAGUCUGGGAAGAAGAAAUUGAGUCUCAAAUGGAUGAAGGAUCUGUGCAAGAAAUCUCGGAAAUGAUCAUGAAUUUCGUCGUCAUUAACUAUCCGUUUUUAUGACUGCAUGAAUCGUCUUUAUUUCACUUGUAUUCUUUGACAUUGAUAAUGGUGGUGUACCAAAAUUUUCAUGGACCUCAUUCUUUUGUAUGGAACAGGUGAUAUGGGUAUUCAAGGAUUUAAGGCUAAAA